CGGCGACUGGUUCCCUAGCGACACACUCCUCAGCAAUUUGACCCUCAGCGGUUGCCUCCUCAGCAGCCGGUGCCUCAGCAAUUAUAGGCUCUUCAGCGAUUGAAUCUUUAACGACUGGAUCUUCAACUGUUGACACCUCAGUGACAGGCUCCUCGGCGACCGGCGAUUCCGCAAGUGACCCCUCAGCAACUGGUGCCUCAGCGACUGAAUCCUCAGCAACAGGCUCUUCAACGUCAGUCUCCUUACCGACUGGCGCGUCAGCAGCAGGCUCCUCAGCAGCGGAUUCCUCAAUGACCGGCCCCUCCGCAAUUGAAUCCUCAACAGCUCGAUCCUCCGCAAUUGAAUCCUCAACAGCUCGAUCCUCAGCAACUGGCUCAUCAGCAACUGGCUUCUCAGCGACAGAUUCCUUAGCGACAGAUUCCUUAGCGACAGAUUCCUUAGCGACAGGAGCUUCAACGACUGAAUCCUCAAGGGCUGACACCUCAGCAGCUGGAUCCUCAGUGACCGGUGCCUCAGCAGCCGGUUCCUCAGCGACUAAAUCCUCCGCAACUGGAUCCUCCGCAACUGGAUCCUCAGCAGCGGAUUCCUCAACGACCGGUGUCUCAGCAGCAGAUGCUUCAAGGGCUGGCUCCUCAGCAACAGGCUCCUCAACAACUGGAUCCCUAGUGACCGGUGCCUCAGCGACUGGUUCCUCAGCGACCGGCGCCUCCGUAGCUGGUUCCUUGACGGCCGACACCUCGGCGAUUGGGUCCUUGGAGACUGAAUCCUCAGCAGUAGCAGGCUUCUCACCAACUGGUUCCUCAGCGAUUGGAUCCUUAGUGAUAAGCCCCUCCACAGCUGAUUCCUCAACGACAGGCUCCUCUGCAACUGGAUCUUUAGCCACCAGUACCUCAGCAACAGGCUCAUCAGCAACAGGCUCUUCAGUGACCAGCGCCUCAACAACUGGCUCCUCAGCAACCGGCUCCUCAAUGGCUGGUUCCUCAGCAACCGGCUCCUUAGCAACCGAAUCCUCAGCGACCGAAUCCUCACUGACUGGCAAUUCCGUAGCUGGCCUCUCAGCAAUUGAAUCCUCCGCAGCUGGUUCCUCGACGGCUGAUACCCCGGCGACAAGAUCCUCAGCGGCUGGCGUCUCAGCAACCGAAUUCUCAGCGACUAGAUCCUCAGCAGCAGGUACCUCAACAAUUGGAUCUUCAGCGACCCGUGCCUCAGCGACUGACUCCUCCGCAAGAGGUUCCUCGACGGCUGGCUCCUCCGCAGCUGGCUCUUCAGCAACUGAAUCCUCCAACGACAGGAGCCUCCACAGCUGGCUCCUCAACUGCUGACGCCUGGGCGACUGAAUCCUCAGCAGCAGGUUCCUCAGCGACUGGGUCCUCAAUGACUGGGUCUUGAGCGAUUGGAUCCUCAGCAACAGGCGCCUCAGCAGCUGAAUCCUCCGCGACUUGUACUUCAGCAGCUGGUUCCUGAACGAGGGAUACUUCAGCAACUAGGUCCUCUGCAGCCGGCUCCCCAGCAACUGACUCGUGAGCAACCGAUACCUCAGCGGAUAGCUCAUCAGCAACCAACUCCUUAACGACUAACUCCUCGGCGACUGGUAUUUCAGCAGCUAGUGCCUCAACAGCCGACUCUUCAGUGGCCGGUUCCCCAGUGACUAGUUCGUUGGCAGCCAGAUCACCAGAGAUCGGCUCACCAGCAGCAGGUUCCUCACCGCCUGUCGUCUCAGUGAGU
Molecule: messenger RNA, 1725 nt
Organism: Linderina pennispora
Lineage: Eukaryota; Fungi; Kickxellomycota; Kickxellomycetes; Kickxellales; Kickxellaceae
Exons: 1
Coding region: 291-1322 (343 amino acids)
Source: RefSeq, a predicted model, not a curated record